Molecule: messenger RNA, 874 nt
Organism: Acanthoscelides obtectus
Lineage: Eukaryota; Metazoa; Arthropoda; Insecta; Coleoptera; Chrysomelidae
Source: the annotation of a GenBank genome assembly
AACACGAUACAAAAAAAUGCCAUUCCAAGGAUACGUAGCACCUAAGAAUAUAGAAAGAUAUUCGCACAUCUCGGAAAAACUUCAAGACAUCCAGAGAAUGUUUGAAUGUUUAGAACUUCAGAGGAUCUUUGAAGUUUCAGAAAAUCAUCAGUACUCUCAGAGUUUCAAAGAAUCUACAGAUUCUCGAAAAAUCGAAGACCUCAAUCUCAUCGCACCAGCUGUGUGGGUGGCUGCGGCGUCUUAUUAUAAAAAUCGAAAGGAACCGUAUUGCAGACUUGUGGCGAGGGUAACCCUGGCACUUGCUGCGGCGAAGGAGAUUCUAGAAAACGUGGAAACCAUGAAUUUUGUAAUCUAUAAACGACGAAACUCACCUCCUCCCGUGCCCUGUACGCCCCCAGACACUCCCGUCGUCGUUUGCCCUCCUGCCGAUGCCGGGCCGAUGACGGGCGGCAAUGGCAACGGCGGCGGUGCUCCGCCCACCGUCGUUACGGCACCGCCUGUUGCGGCCGACCCCGUCGUAACGCCCGCCACAGCCCCUCCUUCUCUGCUCGCCCCUCCGCCCCCGCCACCACCGCCGCCCGUAUCGUCCGCCUUCCGUUUCCGCUUCCGCUCCGUCGGCGUGCGCGUUGACGCUGCCGCAGCCGCCGCGGCCGCCGCAGCCGCUGCUACCGCCGCCGCCACCGCCUUCUCCGGAGUUAUCGGGUCCACCUCUUUGUCGCUGAUAACAACUCUCUCGACUCGCUCACCGAUUACCGAACCGACCGUCGGAACGAGUCACAGCAAGAGCAGCGACGACGAGCGACCCGAACACAGCUGUUCGGUCUGCGACGUUGCCGCCUUUACGCGGUCGCACCGGCCCGGAGCGGUUAGUUAG